AUGUCAAUCACUUCCAGUACCAAAACAAUAAGCUCUAAAUAAAAAAAAAUCUUUAUGAAUAAUUUGGAUGAAUCAUAUACUUCAAUUACUAAGCCAUAUAGAUUCUACUUAAAUAAUGAAUAAUAAAUUAUUAAUGUCUUUAUUGAAUUACCUCCUGGAACUGAACUUAUAAAUGCUAUCAGCCGAGUCUUAUAAGUAGCCAGCUUGAAUAACCCUCUUGAUUAAAACCCUGAAAAUUAUGAAUUGUAUAUUGCAAAAAAAAAUGGAUAGCCUUAAACAGAUUUUCCAUCAUUUUAACUUGAUCUCAAACUUGAAGAUACAGAAAGACAAAAUUUCUCACUUGUUCAUAUGACGUUUAAUGAAAAAAAAACAAAAAGAAAAUCGACUUUUGAUUACACCAACAGCUACAGCUAAAGUCCAUUCAAAUAGUAAAAGUAAUCGAAAGAUAUUGAUGAUAUCAAACAAGAAAAGAAUUGUAUUCUGAAAUUUUUAGGCUGUUGA
This is a messenger RNA of Paramecium tetraurelia, 501 nucleotides long. RefSeq lists its product as uncharacterized. Lineage: Eukaryota; Ciliophora; Oligohymenophorea; Peniculida; Parameciidae. The transcript has a single exon. The record is from RefSeq and is a predicted model, not a curated record.